Paramecium sonneborni is the source of this 1064-nucleotide messenger RNA. NCBI's taxonomy places the organism in Eukaryota, Ciliophora, Oligohymenophorea, Peniculida, Parameciidae. The record is from the annotation of a GenBank genome assembly.
AUGUUGAAUUAUAGCUUACAAUAACUAAUAAUUUAAAAGAAAUGUUUAAUACAAGAAGAAUUUUACUAUUAUCUUUUAUACUAGUAAGAAAGAUUAGAUUUUAAUUCACCUGAAUGCCAUAAAUAUUUGGAAAAGUUUGGUACUGUUGAUAAUAAGGUUGAUCUAGGAGCAUCUAAAAUUGCUUUUACAGGUGAUGUUUCUUUAGAGAAUGCAAAUUAUAAAAUAAAAAUUAGAUAUUCAGAUUAUGAAUAAUUUAAUGAUGCUUAAUUCUAUGGAUUAGUUGAAUAAGAUGGAAAACCACUUGAAAAAACUUGUUUAGAUAUGAAAUUAUAUCAUUAUACAUCAGAAUAAUAUAAGGAUAAGAGAGAAGUAACUACUUUUAAAAUAACUCCAUUUAAUAACUAUUAAAAUAAUUGGAGAUAUUAUUGUUUUAAAAUAAAAUUAGAAGAAUUUAGUUAAUAUUUGAUAUAGACAUAGAAUUCAAAUCAAAAUAUUUAUAAUGGAUAUUUUGCAAUUGCAUAUUAUGCAGCUGAAACAGAUUAAUUGCAUUAUACAUUCUUCUUUUAAUUUUCGAUAAUUAAUGACAGAUUUAUUGGAAUUUUAAUUAAUACAUUUUUUCAACCUUUUAGUGCUGCUUCUACUCUUUCAUGUAUUAUAGAAGAAUGUACGGCUAAGCCAGAUACAAAACUCAAUUGGUGUAAAGAUUUAACUUGUUCUGAAUUCCUAAUCUUCAUUUAAAUGAUUAAUUUAUAUUAUAAUAGAUUAUUACUACCAAAGGAAUGGAAGACUAUUAUUUAACUGAUACUGAAGUACGGUAUACUGGAAAUGGACUUUAAAAAAAGGCUCAUAUUGUAUAUUGUGAGUUUCAACAAUAAUAUUAAAGGCUAAAUAAUACUUUAAUUAAAAGCUGAAAUUGUUUGGUCAGAAAAGUUAAAUCUGUACUUUCAACUACUACUAUCGGAACUAGAAGACUAUUACAAUAAAACUACAAAUUAUAUUCCUAUAACCUAAACAGCUACAGCAUCUUCAUAAAAAUAAUAUCAUACCGUUAAUGGAUAAACUGA